Messenger RNA from Spinacia oleracea (spinach), 810 nucleotides. RefSeq lists its product as uncharacterized. The transcript has a single exon. The record is from RefSeq and is a predicted model, not a curated record. Bases 1 to 810 code for a protein of 269 amino acids. Lineage: Eukaryota; Viridiplantae; Streptophyta; Magnoliopsida; Caryophyllales; Amaranthaceae.
AUGCCUAAAAUAUAUUCAGGUGUUGCCAAAAUUAUUUUUUCACAACAUCAUAUAUUGGAUUUCAUUCUACUGGGUUUCAUUCAGUCCAAAAACGAUUAUUCAUUGUUUAUCAAGACUCUGAAUGGUUCACAGACUCUAGUAGCAGUAUAUGUAGAUGACAUUUUGCUAACUGGUCUAAAUUUCUCAGAAAUUCUUGCUUUGAAGACACACUUACACAAUAAGUUCAGCAUUAAGGAUUUGGGUGAGCUCAAUUACUUUCUGGGAAUAGAAAUUUCCAAAACACACAAUGGGGUUGUUCUUACUCAAUCCAAGUUCACUAGAGAACUCCUAGCAGAUUGUGCAAUGGAUGUGUCUAAACCAGCUAAGACCCCUUUACCAGCUAAACUUAAACUUACAUCUUUGGAGGAUGAACCCUUUACUGAUCCUAACCAGUUCAGAUGUUUAGUUGGAAAAUUAAAUUUUCUCACUCACACUAGACCUGACUUAUCAUUUGCUGUCCAAACAUUGAGUCAGUCCAUGCAGUCUCCCAAGUUGUCUCAUCAAAAGGCAUUGCAUCACCUGCUCAGAUAUGUUGCACAUACAGCUGGUCAAGGCAUCUCUAUUCAACCUUCUUCUAGUCUCACUUUACAGGCUUACUGUGAUUCUGAUUGGGCAGCUUGCCCUGAUACAAGAAGGUCAGUAACUGGUUAUGUGAUGCUUUUGGGAAAUAGCCCCAUUUCUUGGAAAUCAAAGAAGCAGACUACUAUUUCCAGAUCCUCAUCUGAAGCUGAGUACAGAGCUAUGGGAGCUGCUGCUUCUGAGAUAACUUAG